UGCAGGUGCGCAAAGCUUACAGCGAAGUGUUUUGAGGAGGAAAAGGGACGUUUUGGGCUAAAAUGACACAGUUUUUGACUUCAAAGUUGCGGACGAAAGAGGAAAGAAAGAAUAAAACUAGAGCGAAAUGUUUCCCGAGCUCGAGGAAUGUGAUUGUUUCGUGGGAGGAGAGCGGGAAGAUGAGCAAGCUAGCAAGCUAACCUAGCUAACGUUAGCGAGGAGGAGCUAACUGCUAACGGUCGAGAGAAGAGAAAGGGUCCCAUGAUCUCUGCCGGUGAUGCCGAGUUCCCGCGGGAUUACCACACCCUGGCUGCCGGUGGCGGCCGCGGGGCCCGGCGGUUCCCCGACAACACCAACGGGGGGUUCACGUCGUCCUCGCUGGACCGCCGGCACAACUCUGUGGCCGCCAAGAGUCUGGAGGCUUUGAAUAGCAUCCACAAGGCGGACAUCGAACGCCAGCGAGACGCCCUCAUGGAUCUCCAGAAAAACAAGUUUUCCAACAGCCCUGGCAGCGUGUCGCAGGGCUCCGCUCCUCCUGGACGACAGCAACAACCAAACUACUGGAGCUUCAAGACUCGCACACCACGUGUGACACGACUCAGCCCAACACAGCCGGCUCUUGCUGACCAGGCCAACAGGGUAUCCUUUGCGUCAGCUGAAAAUCUGGAGACCAUGUCGGAGCCUGACAUCCCCAUCGGCUUUAACCGGAUGAACCGGCUUCGCCAGAGCCUGCCGCUGGCCCGCUCAUCCAGCCAGGCGAAGCUGCGGGCGCCAGGGAUCUUGUUCCUCCAGCUUGGGGAAGAGACUCGCAGGGUGCACCUGACCCACGAGCUGACCAGCCUGGAUACUCUGAGGGCCCUCAUCGUGCACAUGUUCCCACAGAGGCUUACCAUGGCCAUGCUCAGGUCUCCCAGCACAGCUCUGCUGAUCAAAGAUGAGACCCGUAACGUCUUCUACGAGCUGGAGGACCCGCGGGACGUUCAGGACCGCUGCGUAAUCAAGAUUUACUGCAAAGAGCCCAUCUACGGCACCUACCCCGGACACCACAACCCACACCUGGCUAACGGAGACCUGCGGAGGGAGAUGGUGUAUGCGCCUCAGGACUCUCCAACCAACCGCCGCCUCAGCAACCCACCCAUGUCUUCCCAGCAUUCAUCGUCCUCCGCCUCCCCUCAAGCCUCACCGUCCCGCGCCCGCCUCCUCUACAGCGGUGGCAGGCCUUCCUCCUAUGCCGGGCCGGCCCACCACACCCACUCCCUGCCACAUCCGCACCCGCACUCCCAGUCCCACCACUCCUCUCCCCACCAGCAACCACAGCUCCAUCAGCCCCAUCACACCCAGCCGGCCUUCUGUGCCUCCUCCAGCGCCAUCCUGGAGCGCAGGGACGUGAAGCCCGAUGAUGAUGGAUCUCGGAGCAUGGUGCUGCUGCGGGGAGACGAACGUGGGGUAGGGGGUAUCUAUGCGGACCCCUACUCUCUGGGCCCAGACACAAAUCGGAUGAGUCUGGCAGGAGGUCCUCACUCCCCUCUGCCAGCGAGAGCAGACCCCUAUGGUUCCUUAUACCGCCGUGGAGGGGGAGGAGGAGGAGGAGGAGGAGGAGGUGCUGGAUCAAUGCGUUCCCUCACCUCCUAUUCAGCAGCCGCUUUACAAGGAGAGCUGAUGGAAAGCGGUGCUCUCUAUAGACCAGGAGGACCGCUUUAUAACGACGCCUACGCUGCGUCUAUGUUGGCCAUGGGGCUGCGGGUGCCGCCGCCUUCCUCCCCACAGAAGAUACCCGACAUGAGGGAUUCCUACGCGGGCACCAUGCCCGGUCGAGGCUCCCCCGGGAGGCAGAGUUUGAGAAGGGACUCUGUGACCACCUCUGUGUUUGGGGACAGCCCCAAAGCCCGGGGCCAAGGAUCAGGGUUGGGUCUCACCUCAGAGCAGCUCUGCUUGAUGGCCGGUCCCGGAGGGGAGGGAGGGAGCGCCGGAGGCUUCGGCUCACCUCUCCUGGGAAAUGAAACGGAGACCAGGGAGCGUAUGGAGGCCAUGGAGAAGCAGAUAGCGAGCCUGACCGGACUGCUGCAGAGAGUUCUGAGCAGAGCGCCUGAGGCAGAAAGCCCGGAGAAGAUUGAGUCAGCCAGUGACUGCUCAGGAACUGACACUUUGACACCAUCUGCUCCCUUGGCCCUGAUGCCACCUCCGCCCUCGGGGGCCAACCAGCCGGUGACAGUGUCCCGUCUGCAGAUGCAGCUCCACCUACAAGGCCUGCAGCAGAACACCAACGCACUGCGCAAGCAACUGUCACAGCUACGCAACAUACAGCUGGAGAACCAGGACUCAGUCUUGUCCCUGCUGAGGCAGACGGAGUCAGAGCUGAGCCUCAUGAUGCUGGACGCCAUGCGCACACAGGAGGACCCGCUCCAGAGACAGCGCCUCCUAGUGGAGGAGGAGAGACUCAAGUACCUCAACCAGGAGGAGCUGCUCAUCCAGCAGCUGCAUGACCUGGAGAAGUCAGUGGAGGAGCUGCAGAGGAACUCGUCAGUCAACCACGGCCUGGUGACGGAGCAGGAUGUGGAGCAGAAGAGCAAAGAGCUGAGGAUGCUGGGAGAGACGCUCACAGACCUCAAAAACCAGUUCCCCAGCCUGCAGAGUAAGAUGCGAGUGGUGCUGCGGGUGGAGGUGGAGGCUGUUAAGUUCCUGAAAGAGGAGCCUCACCGCCUGGACGCGCUGCUGAAGCGCUGCAACACCAUGACUGACGCGCUCAGCACGCUCCGCAGUUUCUUGUAUCCCUCCUAUAUGUACAGACAAGUCACAGAAGGUGUGUGGAAGAGCCCCGAGGACCUCUCCAGCCAAUCCCAGAAGAGAUCGGACGACAUAAGUCGCAACUCUGACCUGGAUAUCCUGAACAGUCCUCCUCUCAGCCUCUCUGACCUGAGCACCAGCGCUGGUCUGGCCAACUGGAUGCCCGUGUCCGCCGGCGACGCAGACACCUCGGGCCCCGAGCAGGACCUCCAGCCUUCAAUGACCUUCAGAAACCGGGUCCUCGAUGACCUCCCAAGUCGGCGUCCUGCUGAUAAGUCUGUGUCGGCCGAAGUCAGACUGGCGGCGGAGCGGGACUGGGAGGAGAAGCGUGCCAGCUUGACCCAGUUCAGCGCCCAGGACAUCAAUCGCUUGCUGGAAGAGACCCAGGCUGAGCUGAUGAAGGCCAUCCCGGACCUCGACUUCGCUGCCAGGCACAUCAACAAACCGGCAGUGCCCCCCAAGCCCCAGAUCACCAUCCCAAUAACCUCCACCACAGUUGCUUCUCCUGCAACUGGGACCACAGCCACCACCACCUCCUCAACCACCACACCCAGCGGGGACCAGCAGCCUGGCAAAGUGCAGAUGGCAGCCCAGAAGCUGAACAGCAUGGAGGGGGCCGGUUCACAUCGAGGGUCGGUGGAUCUCAAUGUGGCCCGGUAUCGUACAGAGAAACCCUCCAAGUCUCCACCUCCGCCUCCACCCCGCCGAAGCUUCCCCUCGGCACACGGCCUCACCACCAACCGCACCGGAGACGUCAUCGUCACCACCAAGAACCUGAAGAUGGAAGAAGACGGGGACUUGCCUAAAACUCUUGUGAAGCUGAGGCGGACCCCCUCCGACGCCCCUCGACCCGCCUCGACCCCGCCUGUGAUCGCAGCAUCGGCCAUUCAAGACGAGGACGACGAAGAGAAGAUUAUUGCUGAGCUAGAGAUAUUUCAGAGAAUGCCUGUAAAAGAUUGUAAUAAAAGAUACAGCACCCUACAGAAGGCCGCCCCCACCCCUCCCUGCACCUUUGGGUCCUUGAGCGGAAAGAACAGCAGCAACUCUCCGGGGCCGACGAAGGGCCCCACCGUCGCAGCCAGGCUCAAACACCUUCAACAGGGCAGCCUCGAGAGGCCCAAAACCCGCAAGCAGAAAGAGGAUUUCCCCAAAGUCCAGGGCCAGCAGCAGGUAUUCCACUUCUAAAACCUCCACCUCCGAUGCUCCGUCUGCCUCUUUCAUCACUUCAAAGGAAGUUUCCCCUGCGACUUCUGCGAAUUGAGAAACUGUAUAGGCCCAACCAGCAGACAACAUGAGAUUACACACAAACCAGAGGGGGAACCAUCUUCAGAUCGAUUUUUACCAGUUCUUGAUGUGUGUUUUUGACAUUUGAGUUACUGGAUCUAACCUAGCUUGCUUACAGAUCAAGUUUUUGUCGUGCAAGUGUUUUUUAUUUCCCGAGGAAGGUCUUGGUGGUGCUCGUGACUGAUUAAACUAGCUUUAUUAUCAUAGUCAGAUCUAUUCAGAUACA
This is a messenger RNA of Micropterus salmoides (largemouth bass), 4294 nucleotides long. RefSeq lists its product as uncharacterized. Bases 262 to 3969 code for a protein of 1235 amino acids. Gene Ontology annotation, cellular component: cytoplasm; postsynaptic density; actin cytoskeleton. NCBI's taxonomy places the organism in Eukaryota, Metazoa, Chordata, Actinopteri, Centrarchiformes, Centrarchidae. The record is from RefSeq and is a predicted model, not a curated record. Gene Ontology annotation, biological process: regulation of dendritic spine morphogenesis. The transcript is spliced from 19 exons.